Funneliformis caledonium is the source of this 744-nucleotide messenger RNA. The record is from the annotation of a GenBank genome assembly. NCBI's taxonomy places the organism in Eukaryota, Fungi, Glomeromycota, Glomeromycetes, Glomerales, Glomeraceae.
AUGGAACAGCUUCGAGUCAUUACUUCUGGAUCUCAGAAGUCACCAUCGAUUAAAGAAAGAGAAAAAAAAAUAGUGGUUGAAGCGGUUGAAGAAGAUCGAAAUUCACUAAAUAAUUCUUUCAGUAAUAGUGAAUCAAUUUCAAGUAAUAACGAAUCAAUCAUACUAAAGAAACGAAAAUGCUAUAAUAAGUUUCGUGAUGUAAUUUUUGAUGGUCAAUAUGAUGAAUCAGAACAAGUUCCAAUAGAAGAAAGUUCUGAUGAAGAAUGUUUUGAGAUACCACCAGGUGAUGAAGAAAGUUUUUCUACUAAUGAUGAUAUAUUCAAAUAUCAAGCAAGAUUUCGCCUUUCGGAUGUUGCCAUCGAUUCACUUAUUAAAUUUUUUAGGAUGGUUUUAUUGGAUGUUAAUCAACUGCAAUUUGAAAAAUUUCCUACAAGUUCAUAUAUGGCAAAAAAAUUUUUAGGAAUUGGCAAACAAGAAGUGACAUUUGCUGUGUGUUCAAGCUAUAAUACGUUAUAUAAAGUUACAGAAAUUUUGUCUACUGGGCAUAAAUACACGCAUGUGGAAUACCUAAAUCAUCCAAUGCGCAAUCAAAAACGACCCUGUAGAACAGAAUUAACAAAUAAGAUUCUGGUAAAUAAUGGAUUUGUCAGAAGACCGAAGAUGUUAUUCCCUAUACCAUCUUUAAAAAUGCAAAUAAUGACGAUGUAUCAGCGCUCAGGUUUCAAAGAAUUACUACAUAAAUAG